AUGACUGGACAAGUUGAUCGUGAGGUGUUAUCUGAGGCAGAAAGAUAUGAGCGCUCAGAACAAUACAUUCCCUCAAGAUCAAGUCGUGAACAACAUCCCAUGACUGGACAAGUCGGUCGUGAGACUUCAUCUGUAGGAGAAGGAUAUGGGCGAUCAGAACAAUACAUCCCCUCAAGCGAAAAUACUCAACCAUACCACUCGACUAGAUAUCCCCACCACCAUGCAUCCUCCGUGGAAGGACAUAGACCCAAUACGGAAUUAUUGAACGCACCGAGAUUACAAGCUAGACAAUUACCUUUUCCACCAAGUAAUCUUGAACCAAACAAUGAUAGGUUUUCUCAACAAAAUGAAAGGUAUCGAUUUUCUAACAUUAGACCAUCUCAUCUUUCCUCUGAUCAAGGUAGAAGUUCCAUACCCUCUGAUCAAGAUAGAGACCCCAUACCCAUAUCUGAAGAUAGGACACAUACUUUUAUUGGUUCUUCAUCUACAAGAUCUGACCUACGAGAUGACUUACCGGAUCGACCAAGAAAUCCGCUUCCUUGGAAUUCAGGACCAGGACCAGGACCAGGACCAGGAUCAGGAUCAUCAAGACAAGAUGAACUUUCAUAUCAACAUGAGAUACAUCAACAAUCACAAUCUGGACAAUCUUCUGCACCAGAACAAUUAACUUUGAUAGAACUUACCGAGGCACCAAGAAAUUCCAGAGUUCCCUUUGAUCAUUCAACACCCGCAGUAGGAGGUAUAACAUCUCAAGGUGAAACUUGGCGUUCUAUUUUACCGAAUCGAUCAAGACUCUUGUAUCUGGGUCAUGCGGAAGAGGAAGAAAGUGGAUCUGACUAG
This is a messenger RNA of Tremella mesenterica DSM 1558, 840 nucleotides long. RefSeq lists its product as uncharacterized. The transcript has a single exon. Bases 1 to 840 code for a protein of 279 amino acids. Lineage: Eukaryota; Fungi; Basidiomycota; Tremellomycetes; Tremellales; Tremellaceae. The record is from RefSeq and is a predicted model, not a curated record.